Molecule: messenger RNA, 903 nt
Organism: Vicia faba (fava bean)
Lineage: Eukaryota; Viridiplantae; Streptophyta; Magnoliopsida; Fabales; Fabaceae
Source: the annotation of a GenBank genome assembly
AUGAGAGGAAUAACAUCUUGUUACAAAGAACAUGCUAUUAGAGUUUCUGAUUUGUAUUGUUCAAGACCUUCAAAUUCAAAUCAUUCUUAUCUUGUUCCAAAGCUCAAUAACAAUCCUUCAACCCAAAAUUCAAUUACUUGCAUCUAUAAACUCUCGAUUCAAAAACAAGAACUUCUCAUCACAGUAACAUGGACCAAGAAACUCAUUCGUCAAGGUUUCAUCAUAAACAUUGAUUCCGAUUUUGUUAAUGUUAUCUCGAAAAACAGAGGAGCUGAAACGUUUCAGUUUCAAAUCUUUGAAGUUAAACUCAUAUGGGAUCUUUCUACAGCUAGAUACGAUGAAGGUCCAGAACCGGUUGAAGGAUUUUACAUCGUUGUUUUGGUGAAUACUGAAUUGGGUCUUUUCCUCGGAGACAAAGACAAAGAAGAAUUAUCAUUACAAGAGAAGAAAACACACGGAGCGAGAAUUACAAUGGUUUCAAGAAGUGAAAGAUUUUCUGGUACAAGUGUUUAUGCAACAAAGGCAAAGUUUUCAGAAACGGGGAUUUUACACGAGAUAAUGAUAAAGUGCGGUGUUGAAGAUGGAUCAAAGAGUAACAUAUUGUGUUUGUUUAUGGAUAAGAAGAUGGUGUUUCAAGUGAAGAGAUUGAAGUGGAAUUUUCGCGGGAAUCAGACGAUUUUCGUGGAUGGUUUAGUUGUUGAUAUGAUGUGGGAUUUGCAUGAUUGGAUUUUCAAUUAUCAUAGUAAUGAAUCAGCUGUUUCUUGUGUUUUUAUGUUUAGGACAAGAAGUGGUUUGGAUAGUAGAUUGUGGUUGGAAGAAGAGAAGAAUUUGCAGAAACAGAAGGAACAACAAGAUAGAAUUGGAUUUUCUUUGUUGAUAUAUGGAUGUAAGAAACCUGAUUAA